This is a messenger RNA of Drosophila grimshawi, 538 nucleotides long. RefSeq names its product U6 snRNA-associated Sm-like protein LSm4. The coding region runs from base 16 to 483 and encodes 155 amino acids. The record is from RefSeq and is a predicted model, not a curated record. Lineage: Eukaryota; Metazoa; Arthropoda; Insecta; Diptera; Drosophilidae. The transcript has 4 exons. Gene Ontology annotation, cellular component: P-body; spliceosomal tri-snRNP complex; U6 snRNP. Gene Ontology annotation, molecular function: U6 snRNA binding. Gene Ontology annotation, biological process: spliceosomal snRNP assembly; mRNA splicing, via spliceosome; P-body assembly.
UUAUAAAAACAAAAAAUGCUACCGUUGUCACUAUUGAAAACAGCUCAAAGUCAUCCUAUGCUGGUGGAGCUUAAGAAUGGCGAAACUUACAAUGGACACUUGGUAAGCUGCGACUCCUGGAUGAAUAUUAAUUUACGCGAUGUCAUCUGCACAUCAAAGGAUGGCGACAGAUUUUGGCGCAUGCCAGAAUGCUAUAUUCGAGGAAGCACAAUUAAGUAUCUGCGUAUUCCAGAUGAAGUCAUCGACAUGGUGAAGGAAGAUGCUCAGGCCAAAUCACGAAAUCGCGCCGAGAUGAACAAAAAUCGUGGCGGCAAUUCCUCACAGAAUCAAAAUCAGCGUGCUCCCCGCAGCGGAAAUCGCAAUGGUUUCGGUGUACGCAAUGGGCCAGGAGGUGGUGGGGGCCUGGGGAAUGGCAAUAUGCGUCCUGGUCCAUCAGGACAGGGCAAUCGCCCGCCCGCCCAGGGCAACAAACUUAGAAAGUAAUGUAAUGUAAUAUUGAUACAUGAUUAAAAUAGCAACCCUCUUUCGUUUCCAUAAA